Rosa chinensis is the source of this 1783-nucleotide messenger RNA. Its product is annotated as serine decarboxylase. Gene Ontology annotation, molecular function: pyridoxal phosphate binding; carboxy-lyase activity. The record is from RefSeq and is a predicted model, not a curated record. The transcript is spliced from 5 exons. Lineage: Eukaryota; Viridiplantae; Streptophyta; Magnoliopsida; Rosales; Rosaceae. Bases 83 to 1525 code for a protein of 480 amino acids. Gene Ontology annotation, biological process: carboxylic acid metabolic process.
UCCCCUCUCUAUUUACUUCCCUUCUUCCCAACCCUCUUCUCUCUCCCCCUCAAGUUUUCCAGUUCCAGAUUUCAUUUCAUUCAUGGAGAUUGACAAUGGGGUUGUUGCCAUGGUCGACAUUCUCUCCGAGGAUUUCGACCCCACCGCCGUCGUCGCCGAGCCUCUCCCUCCCGUCGUCACCGGCGACUCCAACGGCGAUCUGAUCGGAAAGGUCGCCGAGGAUCUCAAGGGCCGGAAGAGAGAGAUCGUCCUCGGCCGGAACGUGCACACCACGUGCCUCGAAGUCACCGAGCCCGACGCCAACGACGAGUUCACCGGCGAUAAGGACGCCUACAUGGCCGGCGUCCUCGCUCGCUACCGCAAGACUCUGAUUGAGAGGACCAAGCACCAUCUAGGGUAUCCUUAUAAUCUGGACUUUGACUAUGGAGCUCUGAGUCAGCUGCAGCAUUUCUCCAUCAACAAUCUCGGUGAUCCGUUUAUUGAGAGCAACUAUGGAGUCCAUUCGAGACAGUUUGAGGUCGGUGUUCUUGAUUGGUUUGCUCGGUUGUGGGAGAUUGAGAAGAAUGAGUACUGGGGUUACAUCACCAAUUGCGGUACCGAAGGAAAUCUUCAUGGAGUUUUAGUAGGGAGAGAAGUGCUUCCGGAUGGGAUUCUGUAUGCUUCGAGGGAUACGCAUUAUUCGAUAUUUAAAGCGGCAAGAAUGUAUAGAAUGGAAUGCGUAAAGGUUGACACUCUGAUGUCUGGUGAGAUUGAUUGCGCCAAUUUUAGAGCUAAGCUUCUUGCUAACAAGGACAAACCAGCUAUCAUUAAUGUUAACAUAGGAACAACUGUUAAAGGAGCUGUGGACGAUCUGGAUCUUGUCAUAAAAACCCUUGAAGAAUGUGGAUUCAAUCAUGAUCGGUUCUACAUUCACUGCGAUGGAGCCUUAUUUGGACUCAUGAUGCCUUUUGUCAAACUUGCACCAAAAGUUUCUUUCAAGAAGCCCAUUGGAAGUGUGAGCGUUUCUGGUCACAAGUUUGUAGGAUGUCCGAUGCCUUGUGGUGUUCAGAUAACAAGGCUGGAGCACAUUAAUGUCCUUUCAAAUAAUGUAGAAUACCUUGCUUCAAGGGAUGCGACAAUCAUGGGAAGCAGGAAUGGCCAUGCUCCUAUUUUCCUAUGGUACACCCUCAACAGAAAAGGUUACAAAGGGUUCCAAAAAGAAGUUCAGAAGUGUCUUCGAAAUGCUCACUACUUGAAGGACCGUCUUCGUGAUGCUGGGAUCAGUGCCAUGCUGAAUGAGCUAAGUAGCACAGUUGUAUUUGAGCGGCCUCAAGAUGAGGAGUUUGUUCGUAGGUGGCAGUUGGCUUGCCAAGGAAACAUUGCACAUGUUGUGGUGAUGCCAAGUGUGAACAUUGAUAAAUUGGAUGAUUUCUUAAACGAACUAGUUGAAAAACGCUCAACUUGGUACAAGGAUGAGAAAGUUCAGCCUCCUUGUAUUGCAGCUGAUGUAGGGACUCAGAAUUGUCUUUGCGGGAAGCACAAGUGAUUCAUUUAUUUUAGCACUGUGCUGUUGUUGUAUUGUAGUACUUUGUUCUAUUUAACUCCUUCAUUUUGUAGUUCUUAGUAUUGUUUCAGAAGGUGUUUCUCCCUUUGUUCUUAUGAUUCCUCCCUUGUCUUCUGAUUCCUGCUCUCUUAGAAUCUGUCAAGAAUCUUGCUGUACCAGGGGAGUGCUUUAUAGUGGUUCAACUAUUACUUGUUGCGCAUAAUGCAAGAUUUUGAUUCAGUCACACAAUUGUGCCCUUAA